GCUUCUCUUAAGCGUGCUGGCAGUCUGCUCCCUGAGCUUCAUCAUUGCCUUCGUGGUGAUCGGGAACCAGGUGGGCGAUGAGCUGACAGUUGUGGAGCCCUGGCAGUGGGUUGGAGCUCCCGACAAUUUGGUGGAUGCAUUGCGUGGGCAAUGUGUGGCAUUGAAGAAGCAGGCCUCACCCCUGAUUGAGCUGAUUGAGCAGUACAACCGCCAGAAUGGCUUUCAGCAGAUCACCUUCAAGACUCGCGGCCCUCAGAAGCAAGCGAAAGCUAUCUUUCUGCCAAGCGCCUCGCAUUCACCGCGCGUGGUGAUCGUUCAUGGACGCCGCUCGCACGGCCUCGCCAGUGCCGCGCAGGCUGCCGGCUAUUUCCUCCGCCUGACGGGCAUUGGCGCGUUGAUUAUCGAAGAUCUCGCGACCAUGCGACAGAACCGGAGUUCAUGGUUGCUGGAUGAUGACACUGUCCUGGGUGCUUGGGACUAUGCGGUGGAGGACCCAGAUGGACUCCUUGGAGGUCCGAUGCCUGCUAGCCAGGUAGGCCUUAUGGGUUUCGACUUUGGCGGCUUUGCUGCGCAACGAGCCUUCGUUCGGGAGCCACGAAUCACUUCACUUCUGUUGGAUGGAGUCGUGCACGACUUCGAGGCCUUGAUGGAAGCCCACGUGGUCCGUGUCCUGGGCAGCUGGAACACGGCGCUGCUCACAAACCUCUUGACUCAGCAGGCCAAGAGCCGCUGCGAGUUCAACCUUCAGAUGAGGCUCGGCGAGGCCAGCUUGAGGGAAGGCUUUGCUCAGCGUGAGUCGGCCAACAGCACCCGCAUCGGCAUCAUUCGCUCUGUGGAC
Symbiodinium pilosum is the source of this 838-nucleotide messenger RNA. Lineage: Eukaryota; Dinophyceae; Suessiales; Symbiodiniaceae. The record is from the annotation of a GenBank genome assembly.